Choloepus didactylus (southern two-toed sloth) is the source of this 4707-nucleotide messenger RNA. RefSeq names its product cadherin 8 (gene CDH8). The transcript is spliced from 13 exons. Gene Ontology annotation, molecular function: calcium ion binding; cadherin binding. The coding region runs from base 726 to 3125 and encodes 799 amino acids. Gene Ontology annotation, cellular component: catenin complex; synaptic cleft; plasma membrane. Gene Ontology annotation, biological process: calcium-dependent cell-cell adhesion; cell-cell junction assembly; multicellular organism development. The record is from RefSeq and is a predicted model, not a curated record. NCBI's taxonomy places the organism in Eukaryota, Metazoa, Chordata, Mammalia, Pilosa, Megalonychidae.
GGGAGGCACCCGGCUCACUUUUCCACAUCACUUCACAGUUACAUUUGGCAGGCAGGCGGGCUCGCACGCCGGAGCGCUCAGCCCAGACUUAGUGGAUUUAUUUGGAAUCUCCCUGCCUCCUCGAAGCUGGUCGGCCGCCGCCGGUUUGUGCACAGACGGUAGCGUCAACGCACCCGCUGCACUUUGGGCUGCCGACACCCAGAGCCCAGUGUGCCCUCACCGCGUCUCUGCACCCAGCCCCGCAGCUCCGAGAGGCAUGAACGGAAUCCGGAGGCGCCUGCCCAGCGCGCGGGGACCAGCUGGCGCUCGCCGCCCUCGGAAGCCGACCUGUAGCCGCUCCAGCCAUUUGUGAACCCGGAGGCUUGAAAUUCGCCAGCGCGGAGCCCCACUAGAUCUUCCAGGGCUUGGCGUGAAUUGUGCUGGGCAACACAUUGAACUGCAUCCCUCGUGCUCCUGAAAUACCACUUUGAAUUCAAUGUGCAUUUACCUGUUUUGAAGCAGCCUGCUAAUGGCUCUAAAUUCAAGGGAAAUUCAAUGAAGAGGAAAGUCAGUGGAUCGUGGUUUUAGGAAAACUGCUUAGAUUAUGUCAGCUUCCCGUACUAUAAACACGUGGGCAGAGCUGUAAGUAAAUGCCCCGCACUGCACGAUGAAUUGGAUGGCUGCAGACCGGAGGCAAGAGAAAUAAUUGUCUCGAUUUCGUGGUGAUUUGCUUAACUGGUGGGACCAUGCCAGAGCGGCUAGUGGAAAUGCUUUUGGAUCUCUGGACUCCAUUAAUAAUAUUAUGGAUUACUCUCCCCCCUUGCAUUUACAUGGCUCCGAUGAAUCAGUCUCAAGUUUUAAUGAGCGGAUCCCCUUUGGAACUAAACAGGCUGAGCGAAGAACAGCGGAUUUUGAACCGCUCCAAAAGAGGCUGGGUUUGGAAUCAAAUGUUUGUCCUGGAGGAGUUUUCUGGACCUGAACCGAUUCUUGUUGGCCGGCUUCACACGGACCUGGAUCCUGGGAGCAAAAAAAUCAAGUAUAUCCUAUCAGGCGAUGGAGCUGGGACAAUCUUUCAAAUAAAUGAUGUAACAGGAGAUAUCCAUGCUAUAAAAAGACUUGACAGAGAAGAAAAGGCUGAGUACACCCUAACAGCCCAGGCAGUGGACUGGGAGACAAACAAACCUCUUGAGCCUCCUUCUGAAUUUAUUAUUAAAGUUCAAGACAUCAACGACAAUGCACCAGAGUUUCUUAAUGGACCCUAUCAUGCUACAGUGCCAGAGAUGUCCAUUUUGGGUACGUCUGUCACGAAUGUAACAGCUACUGAUGCUGAUGACCCAGUGUAUGGAAACAGUGCAAAGUUGGUUUAUAGCAUCUUGGAAGGGCAGCCUUAUUUUUCCAUUGAACCCGAAACAGCUAUUAUAAAAACUGCCCUUCCCAACAUGGACAGAGAAGCCAAGGAGGAGUAUCUGGUUGUGAUUCAAGCCAAAGAUAUGGGUGGGCACUCCGGUGGCCUGUCGGGGACGACGACACUUACAGUCACCCUUACUGAUGUUAAUGACAAUCCUCCAAAAUUUGCACAGAGUCUGUAUCACUUCUCAGUACCAGAAGAUGUGGUUCUAGGCACUGCCAUAGGAAGGGUGAAGGCCAAUGAUCAGGAUAUCGGUGAAAAUGCACAGUCAUCAUAUGAUAUCAUUGAUGGAGAUGGAACAGCGCUCUUUGAAAUCACUUCUGAUGCCCAGUCCCAGGAUGGUAUUAUAAGACUAAGAAAGCCUCUGGACUUUGAGACCAAAAAAUCCUAUACACUGAAGGUAGAGGCAGCCAAUGUCCAUAUUGACCCACGUUUCAGCAGCAGGGGGCCCUUUAAAGAUACGGCGACAGUUAAAAUCGUGGUCGAGGAUGCUGAUGAACCGCCCAUCUUCUCUUCGCCAACUUACCUCCUGGAAGUUCAUGAAAAUGCCGCUCUAAACUCCGUGAUUGGGCAAGUGACCGCUCGUGACCCUGAUAUUACUUCCAGUCCUAUAAGGUUUUCCAUCGACCGGCACACAGACCUGGAGAGACAAUUCAACAUUAAUGCAGAUGAUGGGAAGAUCACGCUGGCGACACCACUUGACAGAGAAUUAAGUGUAUGGCACAACAUAACCAUCAUUGCUACUGAAAUUAGGAACCACAGUCAGAUUUCUCGAGUACCUGUUGCUAUUAAAGUGCUGGAUGUCAAUGACAACGCCCCUGAAUUCGCAUCCGAAUAUGAGGCAUUUUUAUGUGAAAAUGGAAAACCCGGCCAAGUCAUUCAAACAGUGAGCGCUAUGGACAAGGAUGAUCCCAAAAAUGGACAUUAUUUCUUAUACAGUCUUCUUCCAGAAAUGGUCAACAAUCCAAAUUUCACCAUCAAGAAAAAUGAAGAUAAUUCCCUCAGCAUUUUGGCAAAGCAUAACGGAUUCAACCGCCAGAAGCAAGAAGUCUAUCUUUUACCAAUCAUAAUCAGUGACAGUGGGAAUCCUCCUCUGAGCAGCACCAGCACCCUGACCAUCCGGGUCUGUGGCUGCAGCAGUGAUGGUGUUGUCCAGUCUUGUAAUGUUGAAGCUUACGUCCUUCCAAUUGGACUCAGCAUGGGCGCCUUAAUUGCCAUAUUAGCAUGCAUCAUUUUGCUGCUAGUCAUUGUGGUGCUGUUUGUAACUCUGCGACGACAUAAAAACGAACCAUUAAUCAUCAAAGAUGAUGAAGACGUGCGGGAAAACAUUAUUCGCUAUGAUGACGAAGGAGGAGGGGAGGAGGACACAGAGGCUUUUGAUAUUGCAACUUUGCAAAACCCAGAUGGAAUUAAUGGUUUUUUGCCCCGUAAGGAUAUUAAACCAGAUCUGCAGUUUAUGCCAAGGCAAGGGCUUGCUCCAGUUCCAAAUGGUGUUGAUGUGGAUGAAUUUAUUAAUGUGCGGCUACAUGAGGCAGACAAUGACCCAACAGCCCCACCAUAUGACUCCAUUCAGAUUUAUGGCUAUGAAGGACGGGGGUCUGUGGCUGGUUCCCUUAGCUCCUUGGAGUCCACCACAUCAGACUCAGACCAGAAUUUUGACUACCUCAGUGACUGGGGUCCCCGCUUUAAGAGACUGGGUGAACUCUACUCUGUUGGUGAAAGUGACAAAGAAACUUGACAGUGGAUUAUAAGUAGAUCAGCAAACUGAAGAUUCUGUAAUAUUCUAGGGUCACCCCCCCAUUAGUUACCACCAAUGUGGCUAUUUGUUUUAGAGGCAAGUUUAGCACCAAUCAUCUAUAAACUCAACUACAUUUUAAUGUUGAACCAAAAAAAUAAUAAAAAGUAUAUGUUAGGAGGUUAUAAAUCUUGUGGAGUGUGAAUUAAAAUAUGUGGAGUGUCUAGAAGUCUUUGGAUAUUUGAUAUUUACCUGACCAUCACUGACAAAGAUUGGGAUCCUGGCUAAUCCUUAGAGAAAUGGUUUUAAAAGAGGAAAUAAAAUCUAAAUUAAAAAGGUGCUUUCUUAGAAAAAUGGACCUGCAAGAAAUAUGCUGCUGAUAUGUGUCUUCUGCAAGGAUUUAAACAAAUGUAAAGUGGUUUUCCCCCUUUGCCAACAAGGAUCCCGCCACAAAUGUUAAAGCAAUACUUGGUCUGCUGUACAUUAUGACUUUUUGGAGUUUGGGGAGGCCUCCUAGAUUACACGGUACGGUGACCACACACAUUGUACAUAAAUGUUGGCCCUGCUCACCCGAGACUGACUAGCAUCUUUAAAUAUUGUGUCGAGCCUUAAAAUCCAUUCCAGGGUGGGGAUUGCCAACUCAGUGGUGGGAGGAGAGAAAAACCCCGUUAAAAAAAGACUUGUUUUUUAGAAGCAGGUUUACUCUUUCCUUCCACGUCGUCUUCUUCAACAAGGACACAUAACAAGACUGUAUCACACAGUGGACUACAUAGGAGACAGAUGGUUUUAUUGCUAGUGCGUGGAUUUAUUUGUUUAAUCAUCAAAAUAAAUAUUUUAUUGCUGUCCAUUAAUGAUUUUAUUUAUUGAAGUUGGUUAUCUAUAGUUUAAGGGACUAUAUGGAAAAAACUAAAUUACAUCCAUUAAUAAUCCUUUAGAUUGUUUUAUAUAUAUAUAUCUAUAUAUAUACACACACAAUGAAUGUUUAAUACAUGUACAUUUUGGUGAGAUGAGUAUGGCAGGCAAUAUAAUCAAAAGGGGAGCUAACAGUCUCCUUGGAAUAGAAGUGAUAUUGUAACUGAUGAUGGCAGGAAUAACAUUUUCCCAGAGAAACUUUUGGACUGUUUUCUAUUUUGUUCAUUAUUCUAGUAUUUGGUGUUUUUACUACAAGCACAAACAUAUGAAACUAUAUUGAUUCAUGUGAAUAUUUAAACUCUAGACUUUUAGAUAUCUACAUAAUGCCCAGCUCAAUAAACCUGCUUCAAGUUAUCCCCACUGUAUUAGAGCAGGAACUGAUUUGUACAUAAUUUUACUGCUUAUGUUUUUAGCAUUUCUCUCCCUGAUCUUCCUGGUGAUGUGAAGAAUGUUUUAGAUUACAAAGAGAACAGCACUAGAUGAUGUGAGCAUAUUAAAUUUGUAAUGCAAACCUGCCACUUAGGAAUAGAAAAUGUAUGAUAAAACGCAAUUAUUACAUGCAGAUCAUUUUAAUUUUCUACUUUGCUUUAAUGCAAUAUUGUUUAUUUACUCCAUGUAUUGUAUUCAGAGAAACUCCUGUAUUGUUUCCUACUUUGUGAAAUAUAUUUUUAUA